AUGAGUCGCCAUCCGGAGAUCAAGUGGGCUCAACGGGUCGACAAAGUUUAUGUCACGGUUCAGUUGCCAGAUUCCAAAAAUGCAAAAGUGGAUCUUACUCCAGAUGGUGUUUUUACUUUUUCUGCUACUGCUGGUGCUGGAGACCAUCUGUAUGAGCUUAAUUUGCCACUCUUUGACAAGGUUAAUGUAGAGGAGAGCAAAAUUAAUGUAGGGGUGAGAAGCAUAUUCUGUGUUGUGCAGAAGGCAGAAGAAGAGUGGUGGAAAAGGUUACUGAAAGCAGAAGGGAAGCCUCCACAUUACGUGAAAGUAGAUUGGGAUAAAUGGGUGGAUGAAGAUGAAGAUGCGGGUUCCGGUGACCUAGACUUGGGAGGGAUGGAUUUCUCGCAACUUGGUGGGAUGGGUGAUGAUGCUGUCGGUGAUGAUUUUGAUGACAGUGAUGAUGAAGGGCAAGAAGUGUCAAAUUCUGGAAAAGUAGAUGGUAAUGAUAAGGAGGGAGGUUCUGCUGUUGGAAAAGAAGAAGCCGGCAAGAGCGCCGUUGAAGAAGCUACUCCGAGCACAUAA
Lathyrus sativus (Indian pea) is the source of this 561-nucleotide messenger RNA. NCBI's taxonomy places the organism in Eukaryota, Viridiplantae, Streptophyta, Magnoliopsida, Fabales, Fabaceae. The record is from the annotation of a GenBank genome assembly.